This is a messenger RNA of Arachis ipaensis, 825 nucleotides long. Lineage: Eukaryota; Viridiplantae; Streptophyta; Magnoliopsida; Fabales; Fabaceae. The record is from RefSeq and is a predicted model, not a curated record.
AUGGCUGAGCAACUUCCACCCACACCAUCUAAACUUCUUCAGAUGGUGACUGAGUUACGGCAAGCCAACCAGUGCAUGGCCGAAGAGAACCAAAGAAUGGCAAAUCAGAUUGCUAAUUUGAAUAAUACCCGAAUCGAAAACAACAAUGAUCGACAAGAACGAACGGAAGAAGCCGAGCAUCAGUCAGGACCGACGCACGUCUCUGAAACUGCUCGACAAGAAGAAGAGCAACCCGAGCACAAUGAAGAAGCUCAGCCAGAAGAUGAGGAUGACAACCUAGAAAGCUCCCUUGGGCCAUUCACGGCCGAGGUGAUGAAUUUUCUGUUACCCAGAAGGUUCACACUGCCGACCACACUAACCCCCUAUGAUGGGCUAGGUGAUCCGAAGAAAUACAUUAAAAAGUUCACCUUCAUAAUGAUAGUGAAUGGUGUAUCUGAUAAAGUUUUAUGUCGUUGUUUUUCAUCUUACUUAGACGGUCCUGCACUUGAUUGGUUUUGUUCUUUGCCUGCAGGUUCUAUUUCUCGAUUUCGAGACCUAUCAAAGCCCUUUGAGGAGCAUUUCGCUAGAUCGGCCAUCUAUCUACAUGACUCCGAUUACUUGAACACAAUCAAACAGGGCCAUCAUGAAAGCCUUAGAGACUACAUGACGCGCUUCACAAAGAUAGCCAUGAGUAUACCCGACCUCCAUCCCGAGGUGGAACUGCACGCAAUAAAAAGCGGACUCCGACUAGGAAAAUUCCAGGAGACCAUUGCCAUAGCCAAACCUAAAACUAUGGCCGAGUUCCGUGAAAAGGCAAAAUGUCAGAUUGACAUCGAAGAGCUCUGA